Messenger RNA from Austrofundulus limnaeus, 711 nucleotides. RefSeq names its product galactose-specific lectin nattectin. The record is from RefSeq and is a predicted model, not a curated record. The transcript has 8 exons. Lineage: Eukaryota; Metazoa; Chordata; Actinopteri; Cyprinodontiformes; Rivulidae. Bases 131 to 673 code for a protein of 180 amino acids.
GAGCGAGAAGGGGUGUGGAAGAAGCUUGAAGAACUCAUUCAAGAUGGAUCUACAAAAGCUACUUCUGAGCCCACAGAUGAGCCACCAAUAAAGAAAGGCCUCUUGUGCUUUUCUUCUGACUCUGACUCUGAUGAUACAUCCUUCCAGUGAAGCUACUGCUGCUUUGGUUCAUCACAGAAAGAUGGAGUCAGGUCUGGUCUUAGUGUUGCUCCUUUGUGGACUGGGGAUCGGAGCACACGCUCAAUGCUCCCAAACAGAUAAUUCUUGUAAGAACUGCCCUCCUGGUUGGACCUCAUUUCAAGGCCGCUGUUACCUGUUUGUGGAUGAUAAAAUGGACUGGGCCGACGCUGAGCGUUACUGCAACUUCCUGGAUGGAAACCUGUCCUCCAUUUUAUCAAAAGAGGAGUACGACUUCAUCAGGGAUCUGAUCUUUAAAGCUACAGGAAAAAACCCAAGAACCUGGGCUGGAGCCACUGACGCAACAAAGUUGGGCUACGGGUUGUGGAGUGACGGUUCGACAUAUGACCAAAACUUCUCGUUCUGGGGCCCCGGAGAACCAGACAUGAAAGCUAUUGGUGCAAACUGCAUGGAGAUCAACAUGAAUGACAUUGAUUUUGUCGACAAUGUAGUCUGCAGCCAACUGAAUCCUUUCGUCUGUGGCAGAAACCCGUAACCGAGCCCUCGUUUCCUGACACGAUGAUGUCACUCCUG